AUGUUCGCACCCAUGUCCAAAGGUGGCUCGGAUGACGCAUGGCAAGCGCAGGACAACGCAGGAUCGCUCAAGCCAGGUCGCUUCCGUGCCUACCUUGCGGACCAACUCGCAGGAACGGGAUCAGCGAGUGCCGCUUCAGGAUCUCGUCCAAUACCCUUUCCUCAAGACGCAGGUACUCCCGCUUCAUCCAAGCGCCGAAUUGCGAAACCGUUGACCGGCAAAGGCAAAGCGAAGGAUAAUGAUCGUGGCUUCAUGGCUGGCUUCGAUCAAGCCGAGACGGCGGGGCCCUCCAGCUUGGGGCAGAGACUCGCAACGGGCCUCGGCUUUCGUCAAGGCACCGACAAGCCUAGCAAAGCAGCAGGUGAUCCGGCCACAUUGCGCUCAGCGGGGACGUACGCCACGGCAUCUGCCUUUCCGGCACGCUCGAUCGAUGCACUCCAACCGCGCUCGAUACGAGAAGGAAGCUAUGCAGCAAGAGGUGACUUUCCAAAACCCUCUCAGGGACUGUCAGCGUCACUCGCACCAUCACCGUUUCAGUCACCACCACCUCGUAGACGUAGAGUCACCAGCAUACGUGAUCGCAACUGGGAAAGGGAGCGCGAGAGGGAACGACUCAGACCCAAUCGCAGCUGGCUCAACAACCUCAUUCGACCGCCCAGGGAGAUGGUCGAGGGCUGGCUGGAUAGCUGGUGGCAGCGUUGGUUCGCGCUUGCCGGUCUGCCGAGUCUGGUGGUCUGGAUCUGGUGUGCGGUACCUUUUCCGAAGACAGACCCAUACGAUCCCAAUCUGCCAUGGUGCAGUCCGGGCGAAAGCGGCAGGUCAGGUGAUCCAAACAAUCCGCCCUGGUGCUAUCCCGCCAAUGCCACUGUUGCGAGCGCUACUUCCGCGUCAGCUCCAAUAGCAUACUCGAGCCUUCCAACAGUGGCAGGUUUCGCCUUCAGUCUGGCGAAUGGGCUGCUCUCCAAGUUCUGGUUCACAAGAACACCAUCCUCGGCAACAAAACAGCCCAUCGGCGACAGUGAUCUGAUCGUCGACGCCAACUUCUGGUUCUUCCUGGUGUUCUACUACGGCAUCUACGUCGGUGUUGCUCUCAUCUAUAUCACGCAGCUCUUUGGUCUGUACAGGCUCAACUGGUGGCCAGCUGCACUCGGCGCUAAAACGUCGUACACAUUCUUCUGGAUCGGCAGUCUGGUUGCUGGCUGGGUGCUGCACGAGCUCGACCCGCUUGGCACCGAGACUCGGCAUCGACCUGCACUUGACGGCGCCAAGCCUGCGCACAUCCAGUCCACCGGACAUUUGGGCACAACGUCUCUGUUGUCUCUGCCGAGCGCCGCACAACUUCGUCAAUGGUCCACAGCUGCAACGGCAACUGCGUUAGACAGUAAUCCCACCAUCGACGAUGCGGACAUCCAGUGGCAGCGAAAAACGCUCUGGGUUGGCCUCGCCUUUGCGACCAUGGCGAUGCCUGCUCUCGUCUGCUUCGUCGGUCUCCGUCGCUCUGGCCGUCAGACCUACCGACACAGUCUUACGGACCACCAGAAAACCUUUCUCGAACGCCAACUGAACCGGCGCAUCCCCUCGUCCUACAUCCGCUUCCUCUGGUUCAUGUCGACCAUUGGCCUAUCCCUCUUCGCGCUCAUCGCGGGUCAAGGCUAUGCAUCGGUCUACCUCUCCACCCUCCCGCACACGGGCCUGGACGGCGUAGCGUACGUCUCCUUCUGGACGCUCACCGUAAACGGUCUGGCCCUGGUCUCGCACUGGAUCCUCGAAUCCAAAGUUCGCAGUCGAGCCCUAGUAUUCGCCUUCAAGUACUACUACUUCUUGGUCUACUUUAUCUUCUACCGCAACCUUUUUGCGCGACUUCGGUCGUUUGACCAGUUUGCGCUGGUGCAGCUCUUGUCGUCGUUUUGGAUCUGCAUCUGGUAUCCGCUCAGCAUGUCCAAGACGUGUCAUCGGGUGGUGCAGUAUUUCAAUCCGUCGCCGAGAUCCUGGGAGGAGUAUGUGGAGAGCGUUGGGUUGGCCUUCUACCUCCGAAAUCUGGCGCAGAAUACUACCAUGCUAGCAUUCUUGGGCUGGGUCAGCAUUCUGCAUUUCGGAUCGAACCAACCUCUCUAUCCGUUCUUUGCGUACGAUAACAAACACGAUCCGUACAACUACCAGCUUACGAUGCUCGGGAGUAUGGCGAUCUGGGCCAGCGAGCUGUGCUCCUCGUUCGUUGCCAGACAGAUAUGUUAUUGGGCCUUCAGGGUGGAUGUGACGAACCUGGGAUUGGACGAGAUGAGGGAGUUCCCGGAGCUGCUGACCACCAUCGGCUGGGGAAGCGUACAUACGUUGAUGGACAUGCUGCUGUUCUUGAUCAAGCUGAACUUUCGUUAG
Messenger RNA from Kalmanozyma brasiliensis GHG001, 2376 nucleotides. Its product is annotated as Major facilitator superfamily associated domain protein. Bases 1 to 2376 code for a protein of 791 amino acids. The transcript has a single exon. The record is from RefSeq and is a predicted model, not a curated record. Lineage: Eukaryota; Fungi; Basidiomycota; Ustilaginomycetes; Ustilaginales.